Messenger RNA from Archocentrus centrarchus (flier cichlid), 1928 nucleotides. It is a transcript of the gene npm1a, whose product is annotated as nucleophosmin 1a. Gene Ontology annotation, biological process: ribosomal large subunit export from nucleus; chromatin remodeling; regulation of centrosome duplication. Gene Ontology annotation, molecular function: RNA binding; histone binding; chromatin binding. Gene Ontology annotation, cellular component: centrosome; cytoplasm; nucleoplasm. The record is from RefSeq and is a predicted model, not a curated record. Lineage: Eukaryota; Metazoa; Chordata; Actinopteri; Cichliformes; Cichlidae.
UAGAAGAAGAGCGGAAGCGAAGCAGUUGUUAGUUGGUGCUUAGUAGUACCGCUUGAUAAUUCUUCUACCGCAUAUAAGGAGUUUGUCAGCGUCCACACUCAGACAUGAACGGGCUAGAUGAACCAAUGGCACCACAAACAUUUCUUUACGGCUGUGUGCUGGAAGCUGGAAAGGAGGUGGUCUUCAAUCCCGACGAUGAUGAUUUGGAGCAUCAGCUGGAUCUGAGGAUGGUGGGUGUGUGUGGACCCAGCACGAAAGAUGAACUUCAUAUGGUGGAGGUAGAAGGGCAGGACGCAGAGGGUCAGAAAGAGGCAGUCCUGGUUUCACUUAAGCCCUCGACUUUGCCAAGUGCGUGUCUUGCGGUUAGCACAAUUACACCCCCAGCAGUUUUCCGCCUGAAGGCGGGUUCGGGUCCGAUCCACAUCAGUGGACAGCACCUUGUCAGUGAUGAUGGAGGCGAUCAGUCUUUUGAUGAAGACGACGAGGAUGAUGAUGAGGAGCAGCAGGAGGAAGAGAUCAAAACAUCAAAGAAAAGGCCUGCUUCUUCCCCUGCAGCAAAGUCUCAGAAAAAGAUGAAACUAGAAGAGGAGGAAGAGGAUGACGACGAUGAUGAGGAUGAAGAGGAUGAGGAUGAUGAGGAUGAUGAAGAGGAGGAUGAUGACGAUGAUGAGGAGAGCAUGGAAGAAGAGUCACCUCUGUCUGUCUGUUACAGGCCAAACCAGCAACCAUCCAAGCAAACACCAUCCAAACCCACACCGGCACAGAAUGGCAAGAGUUCAAAACCAAACACUCCAGCCAAAAACCAGACCCCUAAAGGAAAGAGUGACAAGUCUCCCAAAACUCCACCAACUCCAAAACCAAGUUUAACGGUGCCUGAGAUCAAAGCCAAGAUGAUGGAGGCAGUGAAGAAGGGAAUAAUAUUACCUAAAGCCCAGCCCAAGUUCGAGAACUUUGUGAAGCAUGGUCAUAAGGUGACAGAUGCCAAGGUUGUCGCAGAGCUGUGGAAGUGGAGACAGGCAUUGAAGGAAUAACAGACCUUGUAGUUUUAUCUAUGUAAUUUUUUUUUUUUAUAUAUAUAUAACUUGUUUAUGCCAUAGCACCCCUUAAAACCCUCUGAAGCCAAACUCAGUGGCCUCACACCUGUCCUUAAAUUACUCUUCAAGUGUAGUCCAGUUCGUUUGCCCUCCUGGAUGAAGAGAUUGGAAGGGGUAGUGAUGGAUGGUGAUCGUGCACUGCUGGCACAUUGUCUAUCCACCUCCAUCACCCUUUCAUUACUAGUUUUGUUUCUUUUUUUUUUCUUUUUAACAGAAGUUUGUCAUGGCCUCAUUAAGGAACAGUUGAAAUACAGCCUUCAUUACAACAAAAUUUAAAAGCACAUUCAAGCUCAGACUUAACUUAAAAUCCAUUUUCAGCAAUUAAACAUCAGCUACUGUUGGCAGUGCUCACUGAUCUUCAUGUUGAUCGGUCUGGUACUAUCAAGAACACUUGGCACAUUUUUUUUUUUUUUUUCUUCUUUUUUUUGUUUUUUAAAUUGUGCUGAAGAUGUAUUUUUACCGUCCAAGCAAAACAAUUCAACCAUCUGGUUUAAUCAGCCGCCUGCAUUCAACCUGGAAGUGAAGCAGCCGACUCGUUUUCACCUCUGCAGAACGGUGUUGCCAUGCCCACUGACAGCCCAUAGGCCAAAGGUUACGUGCUUUGUCCGCAACUGUAUGCAUGAGUUAAUUUUUAAGUCACUUGUGUAAUGUUUCAUAGAAAUUUCCACUGGUAUCAAGUUGAAAGAAGCUGCAGUUUGACCAGUUGAGGCUAUUCCAUUCUUGGUGCACGAGGCCUGCUAGAUGAGUCCAUUCCAUGCUGUCAAACAAGUGUCAGUUUUUAUGACUUUUCAAUGGACUACCCCUAAAAUUGAUUGAAUAAAAAUAAUAAAUGCA